This is a messenger RNA of Camellia sinensis, 793 nucleotides long. RefSeq names its product H/ACA ribonucleoprotein complex subunit 2-like protein. Gene Ontology annotation, cellular component: nucleolus. Gene Ontology annotation, molecular function: RNA binding. The record is from RefSeq and is a predicted model, not a curated record. NCBI's taxonomy places the organism in Eukaryota, Viridiplantae, Streptophyta, Magnoliopsida, Ericales, Theaceae.
CCCAGAAGGCCUAACCAGGCCCGCUCAAUUGACACCCAAAAUCGUCCCAACACGCGAAACCAUCUCUCUCUCUAUCUCUCUCUCUCUGAAACAUUAAACCCUAGUAACCGAACCAGUAGAAGCACAGAGAAACCCUAGUCACCCUCUUCACAGGCGGAGAGAGAGAGAGAGAGAGAGAGAGGGAGAUGGGGGGAAGCGAUAGCGAAGUAGAGAAGUCAGCGCAGAAGGAGAAGGAGAAGAAGAAGUUGUUAGCUCUGGCCCCCAUUGCAAAGCCCCUUGCUGGCAAGAAGCUGUCCAAACGCACCUUCAAGCUCGUUCGCCGAGCUGCAGGACACAAAUGCCUGAAGAGAGGAGUUAAGGAGGUUGUUAAAAGUAUUCGCCGCGGUCACAAAGGAUUAUGUGUUAUAGCAGGGAACAUAUCUCCUAUCGAUGUCAUCACUCACGUUCCAAUCUUAUGUGAAGAGGCUGAAAUUCCCUAUAUAUACGUGUCAUCAAAAGAAGAUCUUGCAAAUGCCGGAGCCACCAAGAGGCCAACAUGCUGUGUACUAGUGCUAACAAAGCCAACCAAGGGGGAACUUACCCAGGAGGAACAAGAAAAGCUUAAGUCAGAAUAUGAUCCAGUUGCAUCAGAAGUUUCUGAACUUGCUUCCUCUAUGUUUUGAAGAACUACUAAAAGAACUAGCCUUUUAUUUCCCAUUUACUGAUGUACACUGUAUUUGGCUGGUAUACCCAUGUCAUAUUUAUAUAUGUUUUGAAGCCAAGCAGCAGAAAGUGCAGUUCCUUUUUGUUUUCA